AUGCAUUUUGCGAUGGCUGGGAGUUCUUUUGUGUUCAUGACUUUUAUUUUGUCACUGGCUGAAACCAAGUUCUACAGACCACCCCAGUUCAAUCAGUAUAAAGCUGGGCCCAGUCAGUACCAUCACCAAGGGAAACCCACCAGCAGACACAAGAACCAUUGUGCCUACGUAGUUGAAAAGACAGUGUCCUUCACCGUGCAGGAUGGGGCAGCCCCAUAUGUAAAAGCUGAGUACAACAAGUGUUCCUGGGGGCAAAAAUGUCCAACUCUCCAAUAUCGUCUCAUGUACAAACCCAUGUUCAAGGUGGCACAUAAAACCGUCACAGAGCUGGAGUGGCGUUGUUGUCCCGGGUUCUCUGGUUAUGGCUGUAUGGAGGGACAUCCAGUUUACCAACACCCCAUGAAAAUGAUGCCGCCAUUCAAGGGCCCGCCAAUGAAAGGCCCACAGUUUAAGGGGCCACAAUACAAAGGUCCCAUGUUCAAGGGUCCACCUAUUAACACUGUUGUGAAGGCCAACCCAUGGAGUCAACCCAAAGGACCUCCCACUGGCAGCUUUAACCCUUACCCAAUGCACCACUUUGGGCCACCGAGGACCUCCUACCCAGACACCUCCUUUGAGCCUUAUCCAUCUGAGCCAGAGCAACUGCCAGAGCACGAGGGACCACAUCACACAGAGCACAGCCAAGAGCAUGAACAUGAACAACAGCACAGCCAAGGACCUGAGGAACACAUACCAGACGAGAUCCCCCCUCCUCCCUCUGGUGGUGAACAGCCUGAGGGACAGCCUCUUGAUAGUGAGACAGAGGAGCGAAUCUAUCGAUUGGAGGAGGAUGUGCGCCGUCUCAACCAGGGCCUGGACACGCUGCAGGGAACAGUGAAUGGACUGGAAGAUAGUCUACGAGCCUCGCUGAGAGAGGACGCCAACAGAAUGCUGUCAGCUCUGCUCUCUGCUGCCCCUGGUCCUGUCCCUGCUCCAGCUCUCGCCUCUGGUCCAUCCACUGUAGGGUUUGUAGAGAUUCCUGGUGGGGACUCUGAGACAGAGGGUCUAGAUGGCAGACACAUGCUUCCAGGCCUUACAGAACUGAACAGCAGAGUAGAAGAGCUCAGGACAGAGCUACAAGCCAAGACAGCAGAGAUGCAGGAACUCAAAUCAACAGUGAUGGGACAUGAUGGAGCACUAAAGAAGAUGUCAAGUAGAGCGAGGGUGACAUCAGAAUCCAGUGUGGAAAAUGAUCAGAAAGCUGUGGAGAACUUGAUGGAUGCCAAGCUGAGUGUAGCCAGGACAGAAAUUCUUGGUGGGUUUGAGAAACGUGUGGAGACUGCAGAGGACCGAUGCGAGGAGAAAGCUGGGGAAUUGCGUCGUCAGUGCCAGAGGGAACAAAGUGAGAGGCAGGAGCAGAUGGAGGACGCUCUGGUGGAAAGUAACACAGACUUGAGAACAGAGCUGAGAAAUCUAAAGGCACAGAUCCAUGUUUUAAAGGCUACACAGAACUGCUCCGGUGGAGUGAGUGGACUGGUUGAAAGGGUCCAGCUGCUGGAAACAUCAGUAGCAGGCCUCAACCAGAGUCAGGGGCACCUGAGAGUGGAGCUGGGUGGACACAAGGACCACAUAGAGGGAAUGCUGGAGGGGCGUCUUGGGUAUGUAGAGUCCAAGCUUAACCUCACUGGGCAGAUUAAGAGUGAUGACUCUGGAAGGAGGAGUGGUGCCCCAGACUGGACUGAGGCAAGACAGGACACAGAGGCCCGAAUGGAGGGUAAGAUGAGGGCUCUAGAGGGCCGUUUACUGAUGGCUCUAGAGGAGCUGGGUAAUGUCACUGCCCCUGCACUGCUGGAGGGUCAUGCUGUUCCCACUCUGGAGACAGAGCUGGAAUCCCUCCGAGGGAGACUUGAGGUAGAUGUGGAUCGAGUGAAGAAGCACCUGAGCAGCCUUGAGACUCUGUGUACCUCUUCCUGUUCCUCACCUGGAAACCCUUUAGCCAUCCAAGGAGACUCUGCUGCACCCAGUGCUAACCUGGCAGAGAGGCAGAAUGUGAAGGAGGCGCUCAAUAUGCAAGGAGAUCGAUUGAAUAACCUCAACGUAACACUGCAGAACAUCUUGAAGCGUCUGACCCUCAGGGACCAGCAGGAACAAGCAGAAAGAGAUUAUCCCAUGCAGGGAGAGCUCACAAUCCUCAAGUUCAAUGUCCACUCAGUCAACCACACCCUCAAAGGCCUCCAGGACUCCCUGGGGACAGUAGUCCACCAGGUGGGCCAGGCCAACAGCUCCUGGCACGAGAGAGAGGCUCGUCUGGCCCAGCAGAUAAAGGGUGUGGUGCAGCUGGUUGGACAUCAGGCUUCCAUGCUCGGGGUAGGGGAGCGCAGACUGAGCAGAGUUAAGGGUGAGCUACAGGAGAUGAAGAGGAGGCUAGCUGAGGAGGUCCGGGGCUGCCGGAGCACAGCCAUAGGAGUCCAGAAAGAGGUAACUCAGGUUGAAGGGCGAGUUGCCAGUGUAGAGGACAAGUGUAAUGGCCUGAAUUACUUGGCAGAGGACCUGGAGAGAAUCAGGGAGGAGUUGGAGAAACAAUCAAAUGGGCUUCUGAUGCAAGUCAAUGGGACUCUCUCCAGCCAUGCUCAGCAGCUGUCUGAGCUGAGAGGCGAACUCAGAAACUGCACCUCCCUGGUGGAGCCAACACACAGUCCAGAUCGGGAGCCAGAGCUGAGACGAGGAGACACUUUCACUUUGAAUUAG
This is a messenger RNA of Centropristis striata (black sea bass), 2727 nucleotides long. Its product is annotated as EMILIN-3-like. Lineage: Eukaryota; Metazoa; Chordata; Actinopteri; Perciformes; Serranidae. The coding region runs from base 1 to 2727 and encodes 908 amino acids. The record is from RefSeq and is a predicted model, not a curated record. Gene Ontology annotation, cellular component: extracellular matrix. Gene Ontology annotation, molecular function: protein binding. The transcript has 5 exons.